AUGAUCGACAAUUUUAGUGAAGUCAUAUCAAUAGUAUAUCUAAGUAUAAGUCCAGAUGUCGUUGAUAAAGUUUGCAGAAGCGCUUUUCUGCUCUGCAUUGUCAUAAAUUUCACAUUCUAUCUAUGCGUAGCGCAGCGGUCUCAGGAACCCACACAUGAGCUCGAUCCUCGCAAGCCUUCCAUCCCUCUGAUAGAUGAACCGAUGUCUUGUGAUCUGGGAAAGUUCGACAAUCUGAAGAAGAUAGGAGAAGGUACAUAUGGUGUUGUUUUCAAAGGAGUUCACAGGAAAUCGGGAAAACUCGUGGCGCUGAAGAAAAUCAGCCUUGAGCGAGACAACGAAGGUGUUCCUAGUACUUGUAUCAGAGAAAUCUGCCUACUUAAAGAUCUCAAUCACCGAAAUAUUGUGCGGCUUUAUGACGUCAUCCACUCUGGUAUGCAGCUGUACCUGGUGUUCGAGUUUAUCGAUCGAGACUUGAAGAGUCUUCUGGAUAGUUUACCAGGAAAACGUUUGCCAUUGAAGCACGUAAAGAGCUUUUUAUGGCAACUAUUGCAAGCCCUUGCAUAUUGUCAUACACGGCGGGUUCUGCACAGAGAUUUGAAGCCUCAGAAUCUUCUUGUGAAUAACAGCGGCGUCAUAAAGCUGGCCGAUUUCGGACUUGCUAGAAAUUUCUCCAUUCCUAGUCGCGUAUACACUCAUGAGGUCGUUACACUUUGGUACCGAGCUCCAGAGGUUGUCUUCGCUUUAACAUUCUCUUUUUUGAUUCUACUGGGAAGUCGUUACUAUUCAACAGCGAUUGACAUAUGGAGUCUGGGAUGUAUUUUCUCUGAGAUGAUGUCUGGAAGUGCUCUGUUUGCUGGCGACUCAGAAAUUGAUCAGUUGUUUCGGAUUUUCAGAAUACUUGGCACACCAACACCUGAGAUGUGGCCGGGAGUCGAGAAGUUACAAGACUACAAGAGAACAUUUCCGAGGUGGUCUUUCAAUGCUCAAGCUCUUACUGCUGCCACAGACCCGAUGACUGAAGAUGGCGUGGACCUUCUUAAGGAAAUGAUUCGAUACCCACCCGAAUCUCGCAUUACGGCAAAGACAGCGCUAGGCCAUCGGUAUCUACGAGAUGUAGUUCUUCAACCACCUGAAGUUACACCUCUUCUUCCUACGCCGGGUUCAUCCGGCUCUCGAAAGGAAUGUGCUAUCGGGUCCCACGAUCUAGAGCUCUGA
Molecule: messenger RNA, 1215 nt
Organism: Angiostrongylus costaricensis
Lineage: Eukaryota; Metazoa; Nematoda; Chromadorea; Rhabditida; Metastrongylidae
Source: the annotation of a GenBank genome assembly